AUGAAAUAUAGCAUUGCUUUGGCAAUCACCGGACCCUGGCACCAAGCCGAAUAUCGUUUCUUCUUUUACUGCACCAUUGUCCUCUAUUCAUUCCCUGUCUCGACUUUUCAUCUUCUUCCCGUCUCCUUUCCUUUUUCCUUUUCUAUUCUAUUCUGUCCCGUGCCUCGAAUUUUCGCUCUUAUUUUAUUUUCUUUCCUCCUCCUCUUCCUUACUUCACUUCUUUCCUUUUUCUCCUUUUCCUUCCUUUUUUCCUCUUCCUUAUUUUUUUCUCCCGCUUUUAUUCUUUGCUCCUUUCGUUUUUCCCUAAUAUCCUUUCUUUUUAUCUCUUUCUUUUUCUUUCUCGCCUUCCUUUAUUGUUCUCUUCUUUCUUUCUUUUGCUCCUUUACUAGUCUUUCCUUCUUUUUCCACUUCUUUUUUUUUUCGUUUUCAUUCAUUUUACUCAUUUCUCUUCUCUUAUCUAUUAUUCUUUUUCACGACGUCUUUUCUGCUCUAUUCUUCUUUUUAUCCUUUUUCCUUUCUUUAUGCUCUCCUCAUCUUCGUCCGCACCUUUUCUUUCCUUCUUUUCUUAUUUUUUUCUUUUUUCUCCUCCUCAUCGUCUUUUACCUUUUCAUUCUUCUUUUCUCUUCCUUUAUUUUCUACUUCCUUUAUUCCCGUAAUUUUUAUCCUCGUCUUCUUCAUUUCUUUCUUUUUCUUUCAGCUUGCACCACUGCCUUUUUUUUUCUCUCUCUCUCUCUCUCUCUCUCUUCUCCUUUUUUUUCAUUUUACUACGUCUUUCCAUUUUCUCUUGUCAUUUGA
This is a messenger RNA of Acanthosepion pharaonis, 795 nucleotides long. NCBI's taxonomy places the organism in Eukaryota, Metazoa, Mollusca, Cephalopoda, Sepiida, Sepiidae. The record is from the annotation of a GenBank genome assembly.